CCAUCAAACAGAUCUGAGAUCAGCUGUUGUCGGUUUUAUAACGCAGUUCAUAGUUUACACCACAGUUGUUAUAUAUCUACGCCUGAUUCCAGGUCAGUAAACUGUAUGCUGCUAUUCCACACUAUCACAUCGCGUGAACCCGACAGAUACUUCCGCCUUGAGGAGGCAUGAUGUCAUAUGUCAGAAGUAACAUUAUGGGUUUAACAACGGUGUUAAGUGUACAGAGUUUGAGAUGUCAAAUGUUUAGAUUGGUGCGUGUCAACAAACCUGUCAGUAAUUCACACGUCUUGAAUAGAAGAGAAGCUCACACAUGCGCAGUGCUUUCACAGAGCAACACACUGUUUAGGAGAUUGUGGACAGCACCACAUGAGUCUCUUAUAAGCAUACGGACACUGUCCACACUACCUCCUCCACCGUCAUCUGGACAGAACAAAUCCAGCGACAAAAAGACUGGCCCAGUGACUUGGAAAUCUCUUGCCAUCACAUUUGCGUUGGGAGGAGGUUUACUUUUGGGGAUGAAGUACUUAAAAAGAGAAAAAGAAGAAAGGAUUGAGAGAGAAAAAACUAAGUCAAUAGGAAGACCAGCACUAGGGGGUCCAUUCUCACUGGUGGACCACAACAAUAAACCCGCAAAGAGUGAAGAUUUCCUUGGCAAGUGGGUGCUGAUCUAUUUUGGAUUCACACACUGUCCAGAUAUUUGUCCCGAUGAGUUGGAGAAAAUGAUCGAGGUCGUAGAUGAGAUUGACAGAAUUAAGACGCUUCCAGAUUUAUCACCAAUUCUCAUUACAAUCGAUCCUGACAGAGACACAACAGAGGCGAUGUCAGCUUAUGUCAAAGAGUUUUCUCCAAAGCUGAUCGGCUUGACAGGCACAACUGCUCAAAUCGAACAGGUGUCCAGAGCAUACAGAGUGUACUACAGCCAGGGCCCUAAAGAUGAAGACAACGACUACAUAGUUGAUCACACCAUCAUAAUGUAUCUGGUGGGACCUGAUGGUCAAUUCUUGGAGUAUUUUGGACAGAACAAAAAACCUUCCGAGAUCUCAGGAUCCAUUGCAUCCCACAUGAGGAAGUACAAACAGGGAAAAUGAUGUGCUAUGAUGCUCUGAGGUGUGGAGAAUCAAGAUGUCUAUUUCUUUCGUCUGUGAAAUGUGUUAUGUUUAUUUAAAGUUUAACUCCCAUUUGCUAAGUCACUUCCAGUUUAACACAUUAACUUGACCAUUGCUUUUUAUUUCUGUAAACAUUAAAGGGAUUCAAAUGACUCAACCUUAAUAAAUUAAAAUGUAUUGUUUAUCAUUUUGGAUUUGCGUUGUAAUAGAUAUUUUUCAGAGAUUGCUCAGUUCGGUGUGGCAUCUCUCUCACCUAUACUUAUUGACCACCACGUCCUUUUAAACCAUCAGUUGUUAUGCUUCAUGAGUAAAAGCUCAUUCACAACGCAAACUGGAAAAAUAAGUGUACUUUUGUAGUAACUUGUAGACCCUCUUACACAACUCUGUUUCAAUUCCUCACAUUUUCCAAUCGCUGUUAUAUCUCAAUUGUUCUGGCGUGUAGAAAUUGGUUUGUGUUUAUCAGUCGCAUUAACGAUCAAACCGCAUUAUUAUAAAGAAGCUUUAUCUGUAAUAAAUGUCUUGUCAGCUAAAGUAAAAACA
Triplophysa dalaica is the source of this 1646-nucleotide messenger RNA. It is a transcript of the gene sco1, whose product is annotated as protein SCO1 homolog, mitochondrial. Bases 168 to 1088 code for a protein of 306 amino acids. Lineage: Eukaryota; Metazoa; Chordata; Actinopteri; Cypriniformes; Nemacheilidae. Gene Ontology annotation, biological process: mitochondrial respiratory chain complex IV assembly. The transcript is spliced from 7 exons. The record is from RefSeq and is a predicted model, not a curated record.